Cladophialophora bantiana CBS 173.52 is the source of this 1347-nucleotide messenger RNA. RefSeq lists its product as uncharacterized. The transcript has 3 exons. NCBI's taxonomy places the organism in Eukaryota, Fungi, Ascomycota, Eurotiomycetes, Chaetothyriales, Herpotrichiellaceae. Gene Ontology annotation, biological process: transmembrane transport. The record is from RefSeq and is a predicted model, not a curated record. Gene Ontology annotation, molecular function: transmembrane transporter activity. Bases 1 to 1347 code for a protein of 448 amino acids.
AUGUCAGACAGUUAUGGCCGCAAAAUCCCCACAAUCAUUUCGUCGUUCGGCUUCAUUUGCUUCGGAGCCGGUUCGGCGACUGCAAAGGAUUUCCAGACGUUAGCGCUCUGUCGCUUCUUCCAAGGUGUCAUGGGAGCCUGUGCCCUCAUGCUGCCCCUGUCGUCUUACGCAGACUUCUGGCAAGGCGAUCGUCUAGGGUAUGCGUCCAUCGCAUUCCUGAGCGCUGUGUUCGGUGCCCCAAUGCUGGCCUCACCAUUGGCAGGAUUCACGGUGGAUAACCAAUCACUCGGCUGGCGCUGGUGCGCGUGGUGGACGGUCUUCAUGGGUGUAGGGGUCCUCUUGGGGGUGGUGUUUCUCGCGUCUGAAUCCUACGCUCCGUACCUUUUGAAGCAAAAAGUGGUACGACUGCGUGCCGAGACCGGGGAAUGGGCGAUUCAUGCCAAAAUCGAAGAACGGCAUCACACAUCGCGGCAGAUGCUCAAAUAUCUGUUCCAGAGACCCUUCAUUAUGGUGAGCAAGGAACCGAAUUUGCUCUUUAUCUGCAUCUAUGUCGCCUUUGUCUAUGCUUUGAUCUACACGUUCUUGGUUUCCUACGGGAUUGUCUUCGUCGAAGGAUAUCAUAUGUCUCAUGGGAUUGGCGGGCUGCCAUUCUUCGGCGUCAUUGGGGGCCUGGCGCUUUCGGUCAUUGUGCAUAUGGCUCGAGAGAGAUAUUAUACCCGCUGGGUCAAGUCAAACAAUGGCAUCAUGGCUCCUGAGUGGCGGAUGUCUAUUUGCCUUACUGGUGCGGUGGCCUUCCCUGUGGGUCUGUUUUGGUUCGCCUGGACCGCAGCGUACCCUAGGUACAUACAUUGGAUUGUGCCGAGUGCCAGUGGAGUUGCGACUGGUUAUGGGCUCCUUACCAUAUUCAUCGGAUGUUUCAAUUUCAUCCUCGACGUAUACAGAACCAAUUCUGCAUCCGCCUUUGCCAUAGCAACCAUCUCACGUUCGGCCCUCGCCGCCGGCUUUCCUAUGUUCGCAAAACAAAUGUUCCACAACCUCGGUGUACAGUGGGCAAACACACUACUGGGCUGCAUUGCCACGCUCCUCGCCCCGGUUCCCAUAUGCUUCUGGUUGUGGGGGGCGCGGAUUCGAGCACGGAGCAGCUUUGCCAUUGAUAAUGCGCUUUUUCCCAAUCAAGGUGGUGGUGACAAGAAGCAGGAGGGCGAACCUAGCGACAGAGAUGUAGAGAGGGCAGACAUGGAGAUAGAGCGAGCUGUGCACCCCAACAUCAGAGGACGCGGCCGGGAUGAGGGUCGUCCAGAAAUGAAUGCCAUGGACUCGGACUCGACCGUCGUGAGCAGCGUUUGA